This is a messenger RNA of Pneumocystis jirovecii RU7, 855 nucleotides long. RefSeq lists its product as uncharacterized. NCBI's taxonomy places the organism in Eukaryota, Fungi, Ascomycota, Pneumocystomycetes, Pneumocystales, Pneumocystaceae. The transcript has 4 exons. The record is from RefSeq and is a predicted model, not a curated record. Bases 1 to 855 code for a protein of 284 amino acids. Gene Ontology annotation, molecular function: nucleic acid binding. Gene Ontology annotation, cellular component: kinetochore.
AUGACUAAUAGUGAACAAGAUAAGCAAAAUGUACAGGAUUCUCAAGAUGAUGAUUACAUGACUAUGGCUCUUCCUGAUGUUUCUUCUUCAUUACUUUCUACGAGACAGAGGAAAAUACAUGCUCAGAAAGAAAAAGGAAUAAAUAAAUCAUAUCGAGAAAGAGAACGUGAAAGGAGAGAAGAAGGGCUUCGUUUCUCUUUGAUGGAUACGGAAAAGCCAAGCAAAGCAAUGAAUAUGAUGUUUAAAAUGGGUUAUACAAAAGGCACUGCUUUAGGCCAAGGAUGUACUCAAAGUAGAAUAGAGCCUCUUGAAAUAAAUAUAAAGACGGAUCGUGCAGGUAUUGGUCAUGAAACAGCACAAAAACAAAAAAUUGUUCGAGAAACGUUAAAAAUACAAGAUGAAAUGGAAUAUAAGACACGAGUCCGUCUAGAGAAUGAGACAAAGUAUCUUGAAGCAAAGAUUUAUCAAGCACAGAAAGUUUGUGAAAAUUUGAACAAAAAAAGUAUAGAUGAACCACGUAAGGUUAAUGUUUUGUGGAGAGGUUUAGUUAUAGAAAGGAUUGAGAAAGAAAAAGAACGUAUGAGAAAACAUGAAAUCUUAAGCAGAGUCCAAAGUCUAGAUGAUUUGCAGAAUGAAGUAAAGCCAGAUCGUCAUACUCAGGUUGAAUGGAGUCAAGAAGAUGAUCAGGAUUUAGAGUUAGAUGCGUUUAAUCAACUAGAUCCUAAGAUUCGAUUAGAAAUGAUUAUUGAUUAUCUUCGUGAAAAUUAUUAUUAUUGUUUUUGGUGUGGAUGUGCUUAUGAGAAUGUUCAAGAUCUUUCUGACAGUUGCCCUGGUAAAAGAGAAGAGGAUCAUUAA